AUGGCUUAUGCAGUUUACUCUCUCCAUUCCACUCCCAUCACAGAUCAUCUUCCGGGGGAGGGUCCUCAGCUGUUUGUGCUGAAGCCGGAGAGUGUUACAGCAACAAAAGGCAAGGACAUCACGUUUGUGGCUAAAGUGGACUCCUCAAACCUGAUAAAGAAACCGGUCAUGAAAUGGCUGAAGGGGAAGUGGCUUGACCUGGGUAGCAAAGCUGGAAAGCAUCUUCAGUUUAAAGAGUCCUAUGACAGAAACACCAAGAUCUACACUUACGAGAUGAGCAUCAUCAAACUAGUGGAUGGAGACGCAGGUGGCUACCGCUGCGAGGUCACCUCCAAAGACAAGUGCGACAGCUGCACAUUCGAAGUCUCUGUGCAGGCUGCAGAAGAGGACCAGCAGGACAACAUCUUGGAGGCAUUUAAGCGAUCUGGAGAUGCAGAUGAGGAUGCUGGAGAGCUAGACUUCAGCGCACUGCUCAAGAAAAGGCAGAAGAAGAAGAGGAAGGAGGAACCAGAAGUGGAUGUAUGGGAAAUCCUAAAGAAAGCUAAGCCCUGCGACUAUGAGAAGAUUGCCUUUCAAUAUGGCAUCACAGACCUGAGGGGUAUGCUGACGAGGCUGAAGAAGAUGAAGGCUGAGUCCAAAAAGAGUGAUGCUUUCCUGAUGAAGCUGGAUCCAGCGUACGCAGUGGACAAGGGCGAGAAGAUCCAUCUCACAGUGGAAGUGGCUGACCCCGACGUUGCAGUCAAAUGGUUCAAAAAUGGACAGGAAAUCAAACCAUCAGCUAAAUAUGUCCAGUUUCCAGUUGGUGAUUUACAUAAAAUAGCGUAUCUCUUUAAUGACUCACUUUCCAUCUGUUGUUUGACUCAAAGCUCUUUGUUUUCAGAACCUCCAGUCACCAUCACCAAGCUGCUGGAUGAUGUUCACACAGUGGUGGGUGAGAGGGUGGAGUUUGAAGUGGAAGUGUCUGAGGAAGGCGCUAACGUCAUAUGGAUGAAAGAUGGAGUGGAGUUGAAUAGAGACACUGCAGGUUCAAAGUACAGGUUAAAGAAAGAUGGGAAGAGGCACAUUUUGAUCAUAAAUGAAGCCACUAAAGAGGAUAUUGGAACGUACUACGUCUAUACCAACGGUGGGGAGUCAAAGGGAGAGCUGGAGGUUGAAGAUAAGGAGCUGGAGGUUCUACAGAGCAUAGCCGACCUGACAGUGAAGGCAUCUGAGCAAGCUGUAUUCAAGUGCGAGGUGUCUGAUGAAAACGUGACUGGAAAAUGGUUCAAGGAUGGUGUCGAAGUCGAGGCCAGCGAUCGCAUCAAAAUUUCACACAUUGGAAGGAUCCACAAGCUGACGAUCAAUGACGUGAAGGCUUCAGACGCGGGAGAUUAUACCUUCGUCCCUGAUGGCUACGCACUUUCUCUCUCAGCAAAACUGAACUUCCUGGAGAUAAAAAUUGAAUAUGUUCCACGACAAGACCCUCCCAAGAUCUUCCUGGACACCGGUAGCUCCGGCGGCAACAACAACAUUACGGUGGUGGCUGGAAACAAACUUCGCCUGGACGUUCAGAUCACAGGAGAGCCGGCCCCCACUGUGUGCUGGAUGAAAGGAGACCAAGUGUUGUCCGAGGCUGAGGGACGGGUCCACGUGGAGUCAGAGCCGAACGUGUGCAGCUUUGUAAUAGAGGGGGCGGAGAAAGUGGACGAGGGCCAAUACUCCAUCACGGUGACUAACCCUGUCGGCGAGGACAAGGCGGAUCUCUUUGUUAGAGUUGUGGAUGUGCCGAACUCUCCCGAGAACGUCAAGUGCGCAUCAGUUGGCGAGGACUCUGCCAUCAUCACAUGGGACCCUCCCGCCUUUGACGGUGGAGUUGCCGUUAAAGGGUACCUGAUGGAGAGGAAGAAGAUAGGCUCGCCCAGAUGGACGAAGCUCAACUUUGAUGUUUACGAGUCCACCACAUACGAGGCUAAGAAGAUGAUUGAAGGUGUACUCUACGAGAUGAGAGUGUUUGCAGUCAAUGGCAUUGGCAUCUCUCAGCCCAGUGCAAGCUCAAAGCCCUUCAUGCCCAUUGCCCCCACCAGUGAGCCCACUCGUCUCACAGUAGAUGAUGUGACAGACUCUACCUGUGCACUCAAGUGGCGUCCUCCAGAGAGAAUCGGAGCAGGUGGCAUCGAUGGCUACAUCAUUGAAUACUGCAAAGAAGGAAGUGACCAGUGGGUGCGGGCUAAUGAGGAACCGGUGGAAAAUAUCCAUUACAGGGUGAAGGGACUCCCAGUGGGGGAGAAAAUGCUGUUCAGAGUGAUCGCAGUCAACAUUGCCGGCCACAGUCGUCCUGCCGUUCUCUCCCAAGCCGUCACUAUCCGAGAGAUCGUGGAAAAUCCAAAGAUACGCCUGCCUCGCCGUCUGAGAACCAAAUUCAUCACACAGGUGGGCGAGAAGGUGAACUUGGUCAUCCCCUUCCAGGGAAAGCCUCGUCCUGUUGUGACCUGGUAUAAAGACGGUGUUCCCAUGGAGGACCGCACAGUGGGAACUCGUACCAGUGAAGUUGACACCAUCCUCUUUAUUCGCUCUGCCGAGAGGGUCCACUCUGGAAAGUACACACUGUCUGUUCAGAUUGAAAACAUGUCAGACAGCGCUGACAUACACAUCCAGGUUGUAGAAAAGCCGGGUCCUCCCAUCGCCGUGCGUGUCACAGAUAUCUGGGGCUUCAAUGCUGCGCUGGAGUGGAAGCCGCCUAAAGAUGACGGCAACUGCGAGAUUAUUGGCUACACCAUUCAGAAAGCUGACAAGAAGACUAAGGAGUGGUUCACGGUCUACGAGCACAACCGCAGGCCCAGCUGCACUGUGUCUGACCUGGUCAUGGGGAACGAGUAUUCCUUUCGAGUGUUCAGCGAAAACAUCUGUGGCCUCAGCGAUGAGCCUGGCAUCAGCAAGAACACCGCUGUCAUUACCAAAACAGGUUUGGGUUACAACCCUUCACCCUACAAAGAGAUAGACGUGAGCCGCUGUCCUAAAUUCACAGCUCCCCUGGUGGACAGAAGUGUCAUUGCAGGAUACAGUGCCGCCAUCUCCUGUGCCGUUCGUGGCAACCCCAAGCCAAAGAUCAUUUGGAUGAAGAACAGAAUGAUCAUCGGUGAGGACCCCAAGUUUCUGAUGCAAAACAACCAGGGAGUGUUGACUCUGAAUAUCCGCAAGCCGAGCCUGUUCGAUGGGGGCAGAUACUCCUGCAGGGCCGUCAACGACCUCGGGGAAGACGAGGUGGAGUGUACUCUGGAGGUUCGAGUUUUACAAGAGAAAGGGGAGGAGGCGAAGAAAUGAGCGGCACUGCGAAACAGCAGAGGAUACAGUUGAACAGGAAUAGUAAUGGAUUAUGUAUAACGGGAUAGUCAUGAAUAAAUAUGAUUAAAAUAGAUCACUUGUGAGGCUCUAAAGCCACCCCGUGCACCCCCCCCACCCCCCUAAACGCAUAUGCUUGCCUUUCACCGCUGCUAUGAUGAAUGCCGUAUCAGUAAUAUGCCAUAAAUUCUUUCAGCACGCUGCCACCUUGUCACUCCCUGACUGAGAGAACCCACAGUGUAGAGUAGUAGAGCUGCCCUGCUGUGACCACACACACAGAUGGAUCCUUCUUAUCUGUGAAGUGGACCUGUCACUGAACACACUUAUAAAACAGCCUUUCAUCCA
Neolamprologus brichardi is the source of this 3663-nucleotide messenger RNA. NCBI's taxonomy places the organism in Eukaryota, Metazoa, Chordata, Actinopteri, Cichliformes, Cichlidae. The record is from RefSeq and is a predicted model, not a curated record.